AUGACUGAGCCUCUUCAAUGGGCCAGAUAUCACUGGCGGCGGCUGAUGGGUGGUGUGAACAGGGAUGACGAUGAGCGACCAUACAACUAUUCCUCUCUGCUUGCCUGCGGUGGCAAGACUUCUCAGAGCCCCAGACUGGCAGGAAAGCACCGAGUUGUUGUUCCCCACCUCUGGCCUUUCAAGGAUGAAUAUGAAAAGUUCUCUGGAGCCUAUGUGAAUAACCGCAUACGAACAACUAAAUAUACGCUCCUGAACUUUGUGCCAAGAAAUCUAUUUGAACAAUUUCACAGAGCCGCCAAUUUAUAUUUCCUGUUUCUGGUUGUCCUGAACUGGGUCCCUUUGGUAGAAGCCUUCCAAAAGGAAAUUACGAUGCUGCCCCUGGUGGUUGUCCUUACAAUUAUCGCAAUUAAAGAUGGCUUGGAAGAUUACCGAAAAUACAAAAUUGAUAAACAGAUCAACAACUUAAUGACUAAAGUCUACAGUCGGAAAGAGAAAAAAUACAUUGACAGAUGCUGGAAAGAUGUUACUGUUGGGGACUUUAUUCGCCUCUCUUGUAACGAGGUCAUUCCUGCAGAUAUGGUCUUACUCUUUUCCACUGAUCCAGAUGGAAUCUGUCAUAUUGAAACUUCUGGUCUUGAUGGAGAGAGCAAUUUAAAGCAAAGGCAGGUGGUGAGGGGACAUUCAGAGCAGGACUCUGAAGUUGAUCCUGAGAAGUUCUCCAGUAGGAUAGAAUGUGAAAGUCCAAACAACGACCUCAAUAGAUUCCGAGGCUUUCUAGAACAUUCCAACAAAGAACGUGUGGGUCUCAGUAAAGAAAAUUUAUUGCUUCGAGGAUGUACCAUUAGAAACACAGAGGCUGUGGUGGGCAUUGUGGUUUAUGCAGGUCAUGAAACCAAAGCAAUGCUGAACAACAGUGGACCUCGGUACAAGCGCAGUAAAUUAGAGAGAAGAGCAAAUACUGAUGUUCUCUGGUGUGUCCUGCUUCUGAUUAUAAUGUGUUUUACCGGUGCUUUGGGUCAUGGAAUCUGGUUGAGUAGAUAUAAAGAUACACCCUUCUUUAAUAUCCCCGGGCCUGAUGGACAUGUCAUCUCACCAGUGUUGGCAGGAUUUUAUAUGUUUUGGACCAUGAUCAUUUUGUUACAGGUUCUGAUUCCCAUUUCACUCUAUGUUUCCAUUGAAAUUGUCAAGCUUGGCCAAAUAUAUUUUAUUCAGAAUGAUGUGGAUUUCUACAAUGAGAAAAUGGACUCUACUAUUCAAUGUCGAGCCUUGAACAUCACGGAGGAUCUUGGUCAGAUUCAGUACCUCUUUUCUGAUAAAACGGGAACCCUCACUGAGAAUAAAAUGGUUUUUCGAAGAUGUAGUGUAGCAGGUUUUGAUUACUGCCAUGAAGAAAAUGCUAAGAGGUUAGAGUCCUAUCAGGAGGCUGUCUCUGAAGAUGAGGAUUUUACAGACACCCCCAGUGGCUCUCUGAACAAUGUGGCGAAACUGAAGGCCCGCAGCUGCAGGACAGCUCAUAAUGGGCCUUUGGGAAGUAAACCCUCAAAUCAUCUUUCUGGAAGCUGUUUUGCUGUAGGAAGUGGAGAUGGACCCAGUGAAGUGUCUCAUUCCAGGCAGGCUGCUUUCAGUAGCCCCAUUGAAACAGAUGUGGUACCAGACACAAGGCUUUUGGACAAGUUUAGUCAGAUUACACCUCAGCUCUUUACUUCACCAGAUGUGACUGUCCACGGUCCUCCACUGGAGAUUUUAUGCAUUAUGGACUUCUUCAUUGCACUGGCAAUUUGCAACACAGUAGUGGUUUCUGCUCCUAACCAGCCACGACAAAAGAUAAGACUCUCAUCACUGAGUGGAAUGCCCAUUAAGUCCUUGGAAGAGAUUAAAAACCUCUUCCAGAGAUUGUCUGUCCGAAGAUCAAGUUCACCAUCUCUUGCCAGUGGGAAAGAGCCAUCUUCCGGAGUUCCAAAUGCCUUUGUGAACAGAGUGUCUCUCUUUAGUCGAAUGAAAAUGGCUUCACCUGUGGAGGAAGAAGUCUCCCAGAUGAACAAGAGUCUCCAGGGCUCUAGUAACUCAGCUUGCAAUGAAGAAAUAGAGAAACAAAAUAGUGACCCAGGUAUCACCAAUGGCAAGGUGGACUCUCUCCCUGGAGAGCCCUUGGCCUCGGGCCUCUGUUAUGAGGCUGAGAGCCCAGAUGAAGCAGCUUUAGUGUAUGCUGCCAAGGCUUACCAAUGCACCUUACGGUCCAGGACUCCUGAGCAGGUCAUGGUGGACUUUGCUGCUUUGGGACCAUUAACAUUUCAACUCCUACACAUAUUGCCCUUUGACUCAGUAAGAAAAAGAAUGUCUGUUGUGGUCCGGCACCCCCUUUCCAACCAAGUUGUAGUGUACACGAAGGGUGCUGAUUCUGUAAUUAUGGAGUUGCUAUCCAUGGCCUCACCAGAUGGGGCAAGUCUGGAAAAGCAACAGAUGACAAUAAGGAAGAAAACCCAGAAACAUUUGGAUGACUAUGCCAAACGAGGCCUCCGCACUUUAUGUAUCGCAAAGAAGGUCAUGAGUGACACAGAAUAUGCAGAGUGGCUGAAGAAUCACUUUUUAGCUGAAACCAGCAUUGAAAACAGGGAAGAAUUACUACUUGAAUCUGCCAUGAGGCUAGAGAACAAACUAACCUUACUUGGUGCUACUGGCAUUGAAGACCGCCUACAGGAGGGAGUCCCUGAGUCUAUAGAAGCCCUUCAAAAAGCUGGCAUCAAGAUCUGGAUGCUGACAGGUGACAAGCAGGAGACAGCUGUCAACAUAGCUUAUGCGUGCAAACUGCUGGAGCCUGAUGACAAGCUUUUUAUCCUCAAUAGUCAAAGUAAAGAUGCCUGUGAGAUGCUGAUGAGCACAAUUUUGAAAGAACUUCAAAAGAAUAACCAUGCUUCCCCAGAGCAAGUACCAUUAAGUGAGGAUUUAUGCCAGCCUCCUGUUCCCCAAGGCUUGGGGCUCCGGGCUGGACUUGUUAUCACUGGGAAGACCCUAGAGUUUGCCCUGCAAGAGAGUCUUCAAAAGCAGUUCCUGGAGCUGACUGCUUGGUGUCAAGCUGUGGUCUGCUGCCGAGCCACACCCCUGCAGAAAAGUGAGGUGGUAAAAUUGGUACGCCACCAUCUCCGAGUGAUGACCUUGGCCAUCGGUGAUGGUGCCAAUGAUGUUAGUAUGAUACAGGUGGCAGACAUUGGAAUAGGGAUCUCCGGUCAAGAAGGCAUGCAGGCUGUGAUGGCCAGUGACUUUGCCAUUUCUCACUUCAGACAUCUCAGCAAGCUCCUUCUUGUCCAUGGACACUGGUGUUAUACACGACUUUCCAACAUGAUUCUCUAUUUUUUCUACAAGAAUGUGGCUUACGUGAACCUCCUUUUCUGGUUCCAGUUCUUCUGUGGGUUUUCAGGAACAUCUAUGACUGACUAUUGGGUUUUGAUCUUCUUCAACCUCCUCUUCACCUCUGCCCCUCCUGUCAUUUACGGUGUUUUGGAGAAAGACAUGUCUGCAGAGACACUCAUGCAGCUGCCUGAACUAUACAAGAGUGGUCAGAAGUCAGAGGCAUACUUACCCCUGACCUUCUGGAUCACCUUGUUGGAUGCCUUUUAUCAGAGUCUGGUCUGCUUCUUUGUGCCUUACUAUACCUACCAGGGCUCAGACAUUGACAUCUUUACAUUUGGAAACCCUCUGAACACAGCUGCUCUUUUCAUCAUUCUGCUCCAUCUGGUCAUUGAAAGCAAGAGUUUGACUUGGAUCCACAUGUUCGUCAUCAUUGGUAGCUUCUUGUCUUAUUUUUUCUUUGCCUUGGCUUUUGGAGCUAUGUGUGUAACUUGCAACCCACCAUCCAACCCCUACUGGAUUAUGCAGGAGCACAUGCUGGAUCCAGUGUUCUAUUUGGUUUGUGUCCUCACCACCUGCAUUGCUCUUCUACCCAGGUUUAUAUACCGAGUUCUUCAGGGAUCCCUGUUUCCGACUCCAAUUCGGAGAGCUAAGCACUUGGACGUACUGACUCCAGAGAAAAAGACUGAAGCUCUCAAGAAGUGGAGAGGAACUGGAAGGAUGGAUCAAGUGGCAUGUAAAUAUGCUGACCUUUCAGCUGCCAAGUCAGGGCGAACACCCAAUUCUGACCAUUCCACAGUCUCUGCAAUGAUGUCAGCAACUUCUUGUGCUGUUGAGCAAGGAAUUGUAUCUGUAUGUGAAACUGCGUUAGACAUCUCAGAGAUGGCUGGGCCACCCAAGGAUUAA
Messenger RNA from Orycteropus afer afer, 4251 nucleotides. RefSeq names its product ATPase phospholipid transporting 10D (putative) (gene ATP10D). The coding region runs from base 1 to 4251 and encodes 1416 amino acids. Gene Ontology annotation, biological process: phospholipid translocation. Gene Ontology annotation, molecular function: magnesium ion binding; ATP hydrolysis activity; ATPase-coupled intramembrane lipid carrier activity. NCBI's taxonomy places the organism in Eukaryota, Metazoa, Chordata, Mammalia, Tubulidentata, Orycteropodidae. The record is from RefSeq and is a predicted model, not a curated record. The transcript is spliced from 22 exons. Gene Ontology annotation, cellular component: plasma membrane.